CCCCGCGGCAUCAUGUUGUGCGGGGAGGGCUCUCCUGCGAGGCUGCUCGAAUGGCUCCGUCCCCGCCUGGGGCUGGGGGACAGGCAUGGAUAACUUCGAGUACAGCAUCCAGCUGAACGACCGCGAGUGGGCCGAGUUCGUGCGGGCCUCCGAGGAGUGCAGCCUGGCGCCGGCCUCGCUGGCCACGGCCGAGGAGCAGAGCCUCAGUGACAUUGAGCAAGGGGACACCUCGGGCCGGGACUGUCCCCGCAGCGGCGAGCCGGGGACCGCGGCCAGGCGGGGCAGCGAGCCAGCGGCUGGCACGGGCAGCGCUGCGCCACGUGGGGCGGCCACUGACACCGCCCUGCGCUGGCCACAGCCCGCGGGGCAGCUCCCGGAGCUGCUGUCGGGCGGCGGGGACGAAGCGCAGCUGGGCUCUGCGGGCAGGUUCCUGUGUGACAGCGGCGAGCCCGGCCUGGCACUCGCCGCCAUGCCCAGCGCGCAGAGGAGGCAGCCACCAAGGCCACCCACGGCCACCACGGCUGCUGGUGGCACCGGCCAGGCCAGUUCUGGGCAGGACACGGCGGAGAAAGGAGAGGCCAUGGAGCCCCCCGAGCAGGGCGGGCAGGCUGGAGGGGGACAAACCCCGGGGGCACAGCCGGGAGCGGUGGCACAGCCGGGAGAGGUGACACAACCAGGAAUGAUGGCACAGACAGGAUUGGUGACACAGCCGGGAGCGGUGGCACAGCCAGGAGUGAUGGCACAGCCAGGAAAGGCUCCAGCAGCCUCUGGCUCCGCGGAGGGAGCGGCCGAGAGAAGCGCUGAGCCCCCGGGGGACCCCCCGAGCCCAUCGCUGGGGUCGCAGCCCAGGGUGGCGGCGGAGGAGGAGAAGCCGGGCCCGGAGCCGAGCUCCCCGGGCGGAUCCCCCAGCGUGGUUCGGCCCAAGGUGCCGGCCCAGCCCAGGAAGAGCCGCAGGCAGCGCGGAGCCAGCGGCACCGAGGGGGAGCGGGACCCUGCGGGCGCCGCGGCACCGGGAGCCGGGAAGGCACCGCCGGGAUCCCCGAUGUCCCCUCGGAAGGGCAGAGGGAAGGACAAGGCGGCCAAGGGAGCGCUGGUGAGGCUGGGCAGCGAGGAGGCGGCCGAGAACAAGCGGUCGGUGCCCGGCCCGGGCGGGGACGGCGGCGAUGCUCCCCCAAAGCAGAGGGGGAAGGAGCCGGGGGCGCAGUCCCCAGGGAAGGCAAAGGCCACCAAGCAGCCAAAGGCAGGGCUGGGCGUACGUGACAGUGUCCCCGCGGUCCCUGAGGUGUGCCAGGAGAUGCCAGGGAAGCCUCUGCAGCCCGGGAGCGUGGCAGCGUUUGGAGGGAAUGCUGCUGAGGGGGCUGGGGGGGAGCCUGCUGCUGAGAUCCCCGGAAUUCCUGCAGCUGAGAUCCCCGGAAUUCCUGCAGCUGAGAUCCCCAGAAUUCCUGCAGCUGAGAUCCCCGGAAUUCCUGCUGCUGAGAUCCCCAGAAUUCCUGCAGCUGAGAUCCCCAGAAUUCCUGCUGCUGAGAUCCCCGGAAUUCCUGCUGCUGAGAUCCCCGGAAUUCCUGCUGCUGAGAUCCCCAGAAUUCCUGCAGCUGAGAUCCCCGGAAUUCCUGCUGCUGAGAUCCCUGGAGCUCCUGCAGCUGAGAUCCCUGGAAUUCCUGCAGCUGAGAUCCCUGGAAUUCCUGCAGCUGAGAUCCCUGGAAUUCCUGCAGCUGAGAUCCCUGGAAUUCCUGCUGCUGAGAUCCCCGGAAUUCCUGCUGCUGAGAUCCCUGGAAUUGCUACUGCUGAGAUCCCUGCUGCUCCUGCUGCUGAGAUUCCCAGGAAGUCUGCAGCUGUUAUUCCCAGGAAACUCUCAGAGAUCCCUGGAGCUCCUGCAGCUGAGAUCUCUGCAGUUCCUGCAGCUGAGAUCCCUUGGGAGCCUUCAGCUGCCAUUCCCAGGAAACCCGUGGCUGAAAUCCCUUGGGAGCCAGCACCUGGGAUCCCCAGGAUUCCUACAGUGGGGAUCCCUUGGGAGCCUGCAGGAGGGAUCCCCAGGAGUCCUGCAAUUGAGAUCCCCAGGAUCCCUGCAGCUGAAAUCCCCAGGAUCCCUGCGAUUGAGAUCCCGUGUGAGCCUGCAGCUGAGAUCCCCACCAUUCCUGGAGCUGGGAUCCCCUGGGAAGCUGCAGCUGAGGUCCCCAGGGCCAGGAGCCCGCUGUGCUUUGCUGAUGGAGCCUCUCCCAAGUCCAACUCUCUGGAUGUGACCUGGCCCGAGAUGUACGAGUACCUGUUCUGCGAUUCCCAGGAGGAGGAGGAGCUGGGCAGCUCCCUGGAGGGCAGGAAAUCCCCCUUGCCCAGGGAAAUCUCCUGGCCUGAACUCUACGAGUACCUGUUCAAUGAGCCAGAAGGAAGCAGGAAAAAAGGCAAAGCGAAAGACAGGAAAAGAAAGAAGUUCAGCAGCUUGGAGCGCGCUGGGAGGCGAAAGGAGGCUCCCAGCCCGGCCCCAGGCGAGGACACCGUGGUUAUCCCAGUCCCUGACGUGUAUGAACACUUCUUCCCAGAGAGAGCCCCCAGCAGGAUGGGCUGGAGAGGGAUCUUCUCCAUGGCCUCAGCCUCGGAGGUGAAGAAAGCUGUGGGGGCUUUGAGGUCCCUGCUGCAGAGGCAGGUGCAGCAGGGAGGAGGCCGAGCCUCGGGCUCUGGUGCCCUGGUGCCCAGGAGGUCCGGGGAGCAGCUGGCCCUGGUCCCGCUGGGAGCAGCCCAGGUGUGGCCAGAGGAUGGAGACACGGCCCUGGCACUGAGAGGAGCGGCAGAGGAGCCGCGGGUGCCGAGCCACAAGGACAUGUGCCUCGUCUUCUGCGCCUUCGCCUCCUGGGCUGUGAAGACAUCUGACCUGCAGGCUCCGGAUGCCUGGAAGACCAUGUUCCUGGCGAGCUUCGGGACCCUCUCGGCCAUCCGCUACUUCCGACGGCAGGUCAGGGAAGGGCACCCCCGGACUUAACCCCUGCCUGGCCGGAGCCGCUGCCCGAGGCUGGGAUUGCUCCGGACAGCGGGAGGAGCCCGGACCGGCACCGAGCGGAGCGGGCAGGGUGGCACAAGGGACUGCGACCCUCCCGGGGACAGCGACAGGGCAGGACAGGGCACCGCGGGUCCCUCCUCCCUGCUGGACUCACCGGCGGCGCGGGAGGAGCGGAGUGGGGGAGAUCCUGUACGAUGCGGCGGGAGUCGGGAUAGUCGCGACAGACGGAGAGAUCUCUAAUUCUGGUCUUGAAACUUGUGGGUUACUGCACAGGGCGUGGGUGGAAAGGGCAGAAGGAGUUGGGGCAGUGAGAGUUCUGAGAGGUAAGAGAGAGGGAAUCAGAGAAGGAAGUGAGAGAGCGAAGUAAGAGAGAGAUUUUCCCGUUUACAGCACAAUAAAUCUUCUAUGCUGAAUAUUCUAAUUUCCACUACCCAAUCUAAUUCAGGAUACAAAUACUUCAGCAUUUACACACAGCCUGUAAGAAUCAUUACAUCACCACCAUGUGUUGUACUUUAAACCCUAAAAAUCACUUUUUGGAGCUCUUCUGCCAAUCCAGCAGGGUCCUCUCCGAGCUUUGGACCAUUGUUCCAUCAAGAGGGGAUUUCUUUCCUCCCCAUUCUCUCGUCUUGUAGUUAUUUAGUAACUCAGGUUUGGUAUCUCAGAGAUGAAUUUCAUUUCAACCUCACUGAUGGUUUCCAUAUUCUCAAAAUCUUUUGCUAGCCAAUCAUAUUUAUAAGGUUUUCCUGAUUCAUCCUUCCCAACAAGGGAGGAAGCAGGGAAAUGCUUCAUCCUCACCA
Molecule: messenger RNA, 3789 nt
Organism: Oenanthe melanoleuca
Lineage: Eukaryota; Metazoa; Chordata; Aves; Passeriformes; Muscicapidae
Gene: PERM1
Product: PPARGC1 and ESRR induced regulator, muscle 1
Exons: 4
Coding region: 86-2974 (962 amino acids)
Biological process (GO): response to muscle activity; regulation of DNA-templated transcription
Cellular component (GO): nucleus; cytoplasm
Source: RefSeq, a predicted model, not a curated record